This is a messenger RNA of Aureobasidium melanogenum CBS 110374, 993 nucleotides long. RefSeq lists its product as uncharacterized. NCBI's taxonomy places the organism in Eukaryota, Fungi, Ascomycota, Dothideomycetes, Dothideales, Saccotheciaceae. The record is from RefSeq and is a predicted model, not a curated record. The coding region runs from base 1 to 993 and encodes 330 amino acids. The transcript has 2 exons.
AUGGAAACGGAUCAGAACGACAAGUCGAAAGACAGCAUCGGACCUCCACAGGAGCCAGUCGACUUCGGAAUCCGCUCCGAACAUGGUCUCGGCCAGUUCAAGCGCUUCCCUCGCGAGAUCAGAAACAUCAUCUACAGCUCAAUGGUCCCCUCGCUCAUGGUUCAUGGCCUCAAACCUGCUACUAUCGACCGCUGUGUUGUACGCAAACUGGUCCAAACUCCAAUUCUGGCCACAAGCAAGCAGCUCUGUGUUGAAUUUCUUGAGGUCUUUAUGCGAGAGGUCAAUCUAGAGGAGAGUGACGAACACCAUCACAGCGACAAUAAACGUGCUGAGUGCCUUGAGGAACUUCUCGCAUUCGUCAAAACUCGCAUCAACAUUCGCUCUGAACGCAACAACAGCUUGGGCUUGAAGCUGAACUGGUCCUACUUUUUCCUCGAUGCAGCAGGACUUUUGGCGCGAUUCAAGGCUCAGCAAACCAAGCAACUCCCUAGAAAGUUGCAACGCCUUUGGGACAUUCACGAGAAGUUUGGCGUGCCGUCUGACAAGAUCUACAUCAACAUCGACUACCACGAUCCGAAAUGCUGGAUUGAUGUAGCGGUGACCUCCAAGCCUCAUCCCUUCCCAGAUCUUCCAGAGACAUUCUGGCAUCACGAGUUCGAGCAUGCAUCAGCAAGAGUGACACUAUCCGAUAAGAGUGCCUCCAUGCAGGCAAUGGCAGAUAUGGACGCCAAGAUGAGAUCUCAGAUGUCGGCCUACAAAGCCUCGAAGCUGCACCAGUUUCGAACUCUGUGUAACACAGAGAAGGAUCUUCAACUCAUGGAGGAAAAUUUGGACUGGAUUCUUGGUGGGCUGGAACAACAUCCCUUGGCAGGACUCCUGAAGCUCCACUCAAGCAUGAGCGAGAUGGCUAUCAACUUCUGGAAGCCCAGAGAGGAGCAGUAUAGCGUCUGGCAUCUCUUUGACCCUGCUGAAACAUGGGCGGAGGCGAGGUAG